AUGGCGCGUCCGCGCUCGGUUGUGUUCGUCUCACCUUGUUCGUCGCCGCACGCAUGCGCCGCUGGGGGUUUCUGCCUCUGCGGUUCCCUGCUGUUCUCAUGUGAUUUCGUCGUGGCUUGCCGUGUUGACGGAGGGGAUGAAAUUUCUGCGCAACAAUGUGGGAGCCUCGGGAGCGCCGGGCAGAUGAAAUUCCAGCUCUCUGAUCGUCCCCUCCAUGUGCCGCCCAUUCCAUCACAUUCUAUUUCUAGCUUUGCCUUUCGAAGAAAAUCUUUGGCACAAAUCUCUUGCAUGGCUGGGCUGGGUAGCUUCGUAUCCGGUACAGUCCGUGUCGUGGCAUUCGCAUCUACAAACUCAAGCGAAGAAACCAGCGGGGCAGGAACCAGAGGCAGCAUGGAGCGCGUGAAGCACGAGAACUUUUGCCGCGCCGUCGCGGAGGACAACACAGCGCUCCUCCUCUCGGCGGUGGGGAACUUCAGGAAGGAGGCCAUGUGCCGCAUCCGCAAGGGCUCCGACGCCUCGAGGGUGCUGGACCAGGAGAUGUCCGCGAGGCUACUCCACCUCGCCUGCAAGCACGACGCGGUGGAGUGCGCGAGGCUGCUCCUAGAGGGCGGCAGCGGGAUCACGGCGGCCCCCAUUGACGCAAGGGACCAGCUUACGCGGACGCCGCUCCACGUCGCAGCUGAGACCCACUCGGCCAGGUGCAUAGAGCUGUUACUCUCCAAGAACGCCCGCACUGAUCUCAGGGUGGUUGACGGGAGACCACUUCUCCCACUUGAGAUCGCGCUAAUGAGUAGGAGAGUUCAAACUAACUGGUCGGUGGACAACCCAAUUGAGGAUCUUCUGUCUUUUCUUAAACAAAGGGAUCUCAAUGCAAUAAGGCUCCUGGCAGAGAAAACCAGAGUGGUUGGGGAGCUUGCUUACAGAUACGCCAUGGAAGGAAGUGUCCCUGCAUUGGCAAUGCUGCUUCUGGUGGUUGAAGAGAAGAUAUCGUCACAAGUGAGUGUGGUGAUAGAGGGCGUCAGAACAAAGCGCUCAAUCUACAACUCCAUUGUGGAUGAGGCUUUAUCAAUGGGAGAUGCUUCAGCUCGUGAUGGAAAUGAAAGGAGAAAGGCCCUGCUCUGUGAGAUUCAGCUGCUUAACCAAUUUGGAUCGGCAUCAUGGAGGGACCACAAUGACAGGAGAACAUUACCCCCUCUACUGAGAGCUGCUAAGGUUGGAGAUAUGAAUGUCAUAAAGAUGCUCCUGAUGGGGAAUGUUGAUGUCAAUGAAGCCGACUCUGAAGGGAACACAGCACUUCACUGGUGCCUUAGUGGUGCUUCAUGUACCAAGGAGCCAAGGAUUGUGUGGCUUCUGCUCAAGAAUGGCGCAAGAGUUUUCCAGGGGAACAAAUUAGGACUCACACCAGUACACAGCGCUGCAGCUAAGGGCAAUUACAAAGCUCUUCAGUCACUUCUGCUACAUGCCCAAGAUUGUGUUGAUAUACCUACCAAGACCAAAGAAACCCCAUUAUUCUUUGCAGUGAAGAAUGGUUAUGUGGAUUGUGCAAAACUUCUUUUGCGUUUUGGGGCUGAUACCAAAGCCCGGAACCUGAGAAAGCAAAGACCAAUUGACGUGGCAACAUCCCAGGACAUGCGUUUCAUUCUUAGCUCUGCAAAUGUGUUACCUUCUUCAGGGAACCAUAGCUCACCUCAAAAGAAUCGUGUAAUGAGAAAGGAAAUUUACAAAGAGCUUCUUGGGGAUGAAUUUGAUGAUCUUGUUAAGGAUUACUGUGAUGAAAGCUACACUGGGCUUAAGACAUCAGUAGGCCAAUGUGAUUUCCGGUCCAGUAAUCGUUCUGCACAAGGGCCUAAGAGUAAGAGCCAAUAUGUUCCAAAACAAGCACAAGGUUCAAAGUUUAUUCCUCGGAACAAUCAUUGGCCCAAGCAUGACUACACUCGCAAAAUUUUUGUUGGGGGCCUCCCACCUUCAGUAGACUCUGAGUACCUUAUUGAAUUCUUCAAUGCUGAAUUUGGUCCUGUGGAGGAAGCAGCAGUCAUCGGGAUACCAAUUGGCAACCGAGUUCAGUCUCGAGGUUUUGGCUUUGUAAAAUUUGAGAGAGAGGAGGAUAUGAUAAGUGCAAAGGAAGCUCAUCAUGUUUACAUGCUUGGGAAGAGAGUAGAGGUAAAGGAUGCUGUUGCUAGAGCAUACUUGCCUUUAGAAGACCAAAGAUAUACUUCUUUGAGGCAAUUCACCAAGGAGCGCCCAAAGGUCCACAGGGUGCUGGAUGGUGAACUGACUGAGGAACACAACCUCCAGAAGCGGCGACCAUUGCCAGAAAAAUGCCUUCCAUCUUGGUUCUUUAUAUUCAGGAAGUGGUUGCCAGGAUUUCUUGAGGAUGAAACAGCACGACUUGGAGGAGAGAUGUAUCCGUUGAGCUCUCUGAAGGGUGAUUUCAGAGCAACUUGCAGGAUGGAGCUUGAUCACACCGCACUUGGUUAUCCUAAGCUAAGUGACUUUAUGCGCUCCCUCCCUGGCAUCUGCAGAAUGUGUGUAGUUCCUGUUGGAAGUGGACCUGCAACGCACAUGGUCCUCCUUCCACCACUCUCACGACCGAAGUAUGUACCCUUGCUAGAGCCUUGCUCCUUUGAUCAUGACGAGCUUGCAGAAUCAGUGUCAGAUCAUCACUCCCCAAGAUCACCGCUUAAUGCCAACAUCGCGGAUGACUCCCCACAUAACUCUGACAGCCAGCAGGGUGAUGAUGCAUGCAGUGAGACCAAUGUUCAGAUCCAGCAAGUUGAUGAUGCAUGCAGUGAGACUUGUGUUCAGAGUCAGCAUGGCCAUGAGAGCAGCAGGAGCAGUGCUGAAAGCCAGCAGGAUGGAAGUUCCUCUGACAAUGGUAGCUUACUGGACGAUAUUCCUGUCAGUACUACAAAGCUUGAUCUGAUUGAGUCUGUAACUUCAGUAAAGCCUGCUCUGAUUGAAUCUGUACCUCCAAGAAAGCCUGAUCUAAUUGAAUCUGUACCUCCAAGAAAGCCUGAUUUGGUUGAGUGUGUACCUGCAAGGCCCAGAUUGAUUGAGUCUGGGUUUCUUCCUCAAAAGAAUGAUUCUGGACCUAUACCGAAGCCUAAUUUGCUUGAGUUUGGACCUUCAAGAAAGCUUGAGUUGAUUGAGUCCAGGCCUUCAGCAUGCUUCAUUGAUCGUCCUUUUGAAAGGCCAGCAGUUACUCCCAGCAGCUGCGAGGGUGAAAUGAGAUUCUCUUUCUUCCAGUCUCAGUGGGACAAGUACCUGACUCCAUAUCCCAGGAGUGACUGCUGCAUCAUAUGUCGAUCUUGUGAAGCUGGGAUGCAGCUUGUCCCCUGCCUUCAUAAGAUCUGUGUUGCCUGCAUGAUGAGGUGCAAUGUCAGAGCAUGCAUGGUUUGUGGCACUUCUGUAAGUGGAGUUAAGUCAUCCCCUGCAGUGGAUGCAACAUACAGAUACAUGGGACUCACGGAGCGUGCUUUAGAUCAAAGGUGUCAGUUGAUGGUUGUCUGCCGUGGAGCUGAGGCAAUCGUCAGAUGCUCACCAUGUAUGCACACCAUCGCUUGCCGGGGAUGCUUCCUUGCCUCAGUGACACUACUGAAGUCCUGCACCACCUGUGGCUUCAUGGUUGAGCACUUCAAGAUCGUUUGA
Messenger RNA from Miscanthus lutarioriparius, 3648 nucleotides. NCBI's taxonomy places the organism in Eukaryota, Viridiplantae, Streptophyta, Magnoliopsida, Poales, Poaceae. The record is from the annotation of a GenBank genome assembly.